This is a messenger RNA of Cotesia congregata, 1410 nucleotides long. The record is from the annotation of a GenBank genome assembly. NCBI's taxonomy places the organism in Eukaryota, Metazoa, Arthropoda, Insecta, Hymenoptera, Braconidae.
AUGCCAAUAACUUUCUAUUUUUGUAUAAAUUAUCUGGGGAUUUUCGAGCAUCACUUGUCAAUUUUUUGUUUCAUCUACUACACACGCCUGUACCAAGAAGUUUACUUUAUAAUGAUAAAAGAAAUAUUUUUAUUUUUUUCGCUUAUUGGGGUUUCUCUAAGUCAAGAUAUUGCUUUUCCUGAUGAUGAUGAUGAAAUAAAAAUUCGAAUUCAUACUACGUCAACAACACAAAAAACUACAACUAGUACUACUUCUACAACUCCUUUUAAAAUUAGUGAAACAAGCGUAAAAGUGUGUCCGGUGAAUAUGACAAUUGUCACCGAAAAUGGUGAAACUAUUUGUGAAUGUGUCGCAGGAUAUGUUUAUUAUUUGCCUUUGGACAGUUGCUUCCUACCUUACAGCCGGGGACCAUGUACAUCAGGAUAUCAUUUAGCUUUUCCUAAUGGCGCAAUGGCAGUUGAGUGUUUAAAAAAUCCCUGCGAUGAUGAUUCUGUAGUGUACCAAAAUAAAUGCCACAAGCUUCUAAAAUCGGGCCCACCAUGUCCUGAAGGUCAAACAUUGACUGUCAGUGAAGAAAAUUAUGAAAUAAUGUGUCAAGAAGUAAUGCCAAUUAUCUAUCAAUUAAUAGUGGCUCCAACAAAACGCUGUUCGGCUGGUUCACUUGGACAAAUUUAUCUUUACGCAACCAUUUUUCACGCUCGAAUCAUCGAUUGGAUAGUUCAAGGACGUAUGAUGUGGAUUUACUUAUCAAGUAUUUUAAUGUUUGUAAUGUGCAAUUCUCAAGAUAUUCUUUUUCCAACUGAUGAGGAGACGUCAUAUAUCAGUGGAAAUAUAACAAUGUUGACGGAACGAAUACCAGUUUUUAUUCCGGACACAUGUCCAGACAAUAUGUUACUUUAUCCAGGAGCCGGUAAUAAAAGUGUCUGGAUUUGUGAUUGUAGACCAAGAUUUCUCUACUUUCCAUUAAGUCAUUCAUGUCAUGAAGCUUACAGACAAGGUCCAUGUAGCAAAGGCGAAUAUGUCGUGUUACCUUCAGAUGAAGUUGUACCACGAUGCCAAGUUAAUCCGUGUGGUGAAGACGAUUUAGUUAAUUAUAAUGGUGUUUGCUACUAUCUAAAAACUAAAGGAGGUCCCUGCGCACCUGAUGGAGUACUUGGUGUUAAUGAAACUACUUUUAAAAUCCAAUGUAUAUCAACCGAUCUUGCGCCAUUUGUUAUUAUAGAUGUACCACAACUAACGUGUCCUCCAGGAACUGCUAGAUCACAAGAUGGAAAUCUCUUGGACAUGCAUUGGCACCAUGUCAUGAAACCGAGAGUUAUAAACGUCGCAGCUAUCAGAGUCACAGUCGCUAGGAAUAUUGAGCUGACUACAUCCACAAAAGCUGACAGAAACGAACUAUCUUCUCCAUGA